Molecule: messenger RNA, 3288 nt
Organism: Ascoidea rubescens DSM 1968
Lineage: Eukaryota; Fungi; Ascomycota; Saccharomycetes; Ascoideales; Ascoideaceae
Gene: RAD1
Product: ssDNA endodeoxyribonuclease RAD1
Exons: 4
Coding region: 1-3288 (1095 amino acids)
Biological process (GO): nucleotide-excision repair involved in interstrand cross-link repair; double-strand break repair via homologous recombination; resolution of meiotic recombination intermediates
Cellular component (GO): nucleotide-excision repair factor 1 complex
Molecular function (GO): damaged DNA binding; single-stranded DNA endonuclease activity; single-stranded DNA binding
Source: RefSeq, a predicted model, not a curated record
AUGGCAUCAAUUGAUUCGAUUCCAAAGGAUACCUCAAAGGCUUCUGAUCCAAUUGAUGCUCCUCUUUUUGUAAAUGAUAGCGAUCAUGACAUUGGUGAAAAUGAAAAUGAAAACGAAAAUGAAAACCAAAACCAAAUUAAGGAAACCACUGCACUAAAAAACAAUAGCACCCAAAUUGAAAACGAAAUUGAAAAUGAAAUUAACCUAUUUUCAAAGAUUCAUCAGGAAAUACCUUUGCUUCAAAAACCUCCUAAUGAUGACACUCAACCAGAAAUUCCUUCCACUUCUAAAAAGUCAAUCGAGGUUUCCUCAACUUUACCCUUAAAAUUCCAACAAAGAAUACUAGAAGAUUUAUUGGUCAACGAUGCUUUAUUAAUUUUAGGAAAAGGCUUGGGCAUUGAAUCAAUAACUGCUAAUUUAUUACAUAUAUUAAGUGUCCCUCAAUCAAAGCAAAAAAAAAGCCUAGUAAUCCUAUUAAAUGCAAAUGAUUAUGAAAACGAAAAAAUUGCUCAAGAGUUAAUCGAAUUAUCUUGGAUAGAUUUCCUAAAUAAUGAAUCAAAUGAUACUACUACUACUACUACUACUAAUAAUAAUAAUAAUAAUGAAAACAGAAUUCUCUCAAAUCUCUCUUCAAGCUUCAAAAUCAUAAGUGGUGAAUCGAUUACUGUAAAUAAAAGAAAAAAAAUCUAUCUAAAUGGAGGCAUAAUCUCUGCCACUUCAAGAAUUUUCGUUGUUGAUUUAUUAUCUGAAAUAAUUGAUCCAAAUUUAAUAACUGGCCUAAUUUUCUUACACCCUGAAACAAUCUCUGAAAUUUCAAAUGAAUCAUUUAUUAUCAAUUUAUACCACUCAAAGAAUAAAUGGGGCUUUAUAAAGGCUUUAUGUGAUUCUCCCAGAUAUUUGUUAAAUACAGGUUUAAAUGAUAAAACAGGUGGAAAUCUAAACCCUUUGCAAAUUAUGCUAAGAAACAUGAAUUUAAAAAAAUGUUUACUAUGGCCCAGAUUUCAUGUAGAAGUUUCAAAAUCUCUCAAUUUAAUAAAUAGAAAAAAUAAGAAUUUUAAAAAGGGGAAAAAACAUUUUAUUACUCAAUCACAAAAUGAAAUAGAAAAAGAAAAGGAAAAUGAGAAAUUUGGCUAUAUAACUGAAAUUAAAAUUGAAAUGACAGAGUCAAUGAAACAAAUCCAGGUUGCUAUUCUAUCUUGUAUAGAGGCCUGUGUUAAUGAAAUUAAGAGACAUAAUCCAACUCUAACUGCAAUUUCUUUAAAAGAAGACCAAAUUGCUUUAUUUUUAGACGAUUUCUUUUUAUCAAGAUUACAUGGGCUCUUUGAUACAAAUUGGCAUAGAAUAUCAUGGACUAGUAAACGAUUGAUUUUGGACCUAAGAGUUUUGAGAGGGUUAUUAGAGUCUUUAAUUAAUGAUGAUUGUGUAGAUUUUUAUUCAAAUUUCAAAAUGAUUAUAAACGAGGAUAAAUCUAAUGCAGGCUCAUCAUUUAAUUAUAAAGGAUCUCUUUGGUUAACAUUAGAUGAAGCUAUUAGAAUUGAUAGUUUUGCUAAAAAAAGAGUGUUUGAAAUCAUCAAUGACCCCUUUAGUGAUUCCAACGAUGCAAAAUCUUAUUUGUUAGAGGAAUUGCCCAAAUGGGAGCAGCUAGCAAUUGUUUUGGAUGAUAUAUUCACAGAAAGAUCAUUACAUCCUAAUUCUUCUACGAAUCAAGGCCCAACUUUAGUAAUGUGUUCGAGAAGAUCAUAUCGCCAAAUUAAAAAAUUUCUUUCAACAAUGAAAAGGUUUAAAGGUUUUGAUGAUGAUUCUUCGGGAUACGAUAAACAAGAAAUAGAACAGAAUAAAGCCGUUGAAAGAUUUAAUUCAAGUGGUUUUGAAAGAAAUCAAGUUAAUAAUAAUAAUAGCAACAAUAGUAGUAAUAAUUUGGAUGUCUCGCAGACGUUUAAUAAAAAAUUACAACCUACAAGUAAGAGAAGGAGAACUCGUGGAGGCAGUUAUAUUGCUCAAGUUGAAAGAUUGCAUACUGCUAGUGAUGUCAGCUCAAAAAACAUAGAUGAUUUAGAAAUUAUUGAAAGUGUGGACAAUAUAAAUGACCAAGGUGGUUUCUUUAAAAGAGAAAAAACCAACACUAUUGAUGAUUUUGAAUAUCUUGAAAGAGGUGAACAAGUUUUUGUUCAGUAUUUUGAUGAGAAUACUGAUGAACUGCUACUACAAGAGUUAUUGCCAUCAUAUGUUGUGAUGUAUGAGCCCAAUUUGUCCUUCUUCAGAAGAUUAGAAGUUCAUCAAGCUAUUUAUAAAGCGACCAAUCCCGUAAAGACUUUUUUGUUGUAUUACCAGAAUUCCACCGAAGAACAACGUCAUUUAACAAGAAUACGGAAGGAAAAGGAGUCAUUUAUGAAGCUAAUUAAAGAAAAGGCUUCAUUAGGUAAAGAAUUUGAAACUGAGAAUGAUAGCAGAAGAAAAUUUGAAAUCAAGAAAACCGAGGUGACUUUAAAUACCAGAGUUGCUGGUGGAGCUGGAUCUAGAGCAUUCAAAAACCCAGAUGAAAAAAGCGUUGUUAUAGUCGAUAUGAGAGAGUUUAAUUCUGCGUUGCCAAAUUUGCUAUACAGAAUUGGGUUGAAAGUAAUACCCUGCCAAAUCACAGUUGGGGACUACAUUCUUUCGCCAAAGAUUUGUGUCGAGAGAAAAUCGAUACCAGACUUAACUGGGUCAUUGAAAAAUGGAAGGUUAUACCAGCAAUGUGAGCAGAUGUUCAGAUACUAUGAAACUGUGAUAUUGCUAAUUGAGUUUUCGGAAAAGCAGAGCUUUUCAAUGGAACCCUUUGCUGAAUAUCACUCAAGAAGCAGUCUUUCUGGAUCACAGAACACGAAUCCCCAGAGCUCGAAGAAAAUGAUCAGCCAAAUCCAGAUCAAGCUAUCGAUGCUCUUGUUGGCAUUUCCCAAGUUGAAAAUCAUCUGGUCGCCAUCACCCUACAAAACAGCAGAGAUUAUUGUCGAGUUGAAGGCCAAACAGAAAGAACCAGACAUCGACCAGGCCAUCAACGCAGGAUUGGAUCCCAUCAUGAAGCAGAGCAUGAGCAGCGACAUGACCUCGGUCCAGAUCAAUGACAGUGCUGUGGACGUCUUGAGGUGCAUUCCAGGAGUGACUGCAGCCAACCUCUACUCAGUCAUCAGAAAGGUGAAGAAUCUCCAGGAAUUGGUGCUGUUGAAGCAGGAGGAGCUCGCAGAGUUGGUGGGAAAAGAAGCUGCUCACCAGGCCUAUUCCUUCAUCCACCAGAAGAUGGACAGUGGUUAG